UUCUGUGCUGGGAGAGCAGCAGUGAACCCACAUGCACCUCCAAACAAUUUUUUUCUUGUGAUUUUAAGGGAGAUUUUAUUUAGAGGCGGUGCUUGUUGGCUCCAGAGUAGCGUCGUAGCGACGACACUUCUCCCUCAGUCCCUGUUAAAAGAGUUUGGCCAGGGCCAGUUGGUGCCGGGGGGUCGCCUAUAGCUUAGUACUAUCCUGGGGGGUGAUUGCUGCGUCUUUUUUUUUUAAAUCCCAGCAGAUUUUUUUCUAUUUUAUUUUUUAUUUUAUUUUUUAAAUUUUUUUCUACUUCUCUGAAUAUCGCCAUUCUCUCACUCUAAGAUCUGAUACCCCUUCGAGAUUUUUCCUUUCAGAUCAUGAACAAACUAUAUGUUGGGAAUUUAAGUCCUUCGGUCACUGUCGAGGACUUGAAGCAGCUCUUUGGGGAGAGGAAGCUGCCAGUGGCCGACCAGGUCCUACUGAAAUCCGGCUAUGCUUUUGUGGACUUCCCCGAUCAGAACUCGGCCAUAAAGGCUAUAGAGACUCUUUCUGGUAAAGUUGAAUUACACGGAAAGGUGAUAGAGGUAGACUACUCUGUUCCCAAAAAACUAAGGAGUCGGAAGAUCCAGAUCCGGAACAUUCCCCCUCAUCUACAGUGGGAGGUUUUGGAUGGCCUUCUAGCUCAGUAUGGUACUGUAGAAAAUGUGGAACAAGUGAACACUGAUACAGAAACAGCAGUGGUGAAUGUUACAUACGCAACCAAGGAGGAAGCUAAAGUAGCCAUCGAGAAGUUGACAGGACACCAGUUCGACGACUACUCCUUCAAGGUGUCAUAUAUCAUGGACACGGAUGCUGCUCCACCUGUCCAGGCUCCCCGCACGCGUCGUGGGGGUCGAACUUCCCGGGACCAGGGCUCCUCUCAGCCCGGGCCAUCAGGAGGCUACGGAUCUCCACGCCCCAGACAACACGACUUCCCACUGCGCAUGCUCGUGCCUACUCAGUUUGUGGGAGCCAUCAUCGGCAAGGAAGGCAACACCAUCAAGGAUGUCACCAAACAGACGCAGUCAAAGGUAGACAUUCAUCGGAAGGAAAAUGCAGGUGCAGCUGAAAAACCCAUCACCAUCCACUCAACACCCGAGGGCUGCUCCGCCGCCUGUCGCAUGAUCCUGGACAUCAUGCAGAAGGAGGCCAACGAGACCAAGACGACGGAGGACAUCCCUCUGAAAAUCCUUGCCCACAACAGCCUUGUGGGUCGGCUGAUUGGCAAAGAGGGUCGCAACCUGAAGAAGAUCGAGGAGGAGACAGGGACCAAGAUAACCAUCUCCUCGUUACAAGACUUAACUAUUUACAACCCUGAGAGGACCAUCACGGUGAAGGGCAGCGUAGAUGCGUGUUGUAAAGCUGAGAUGGAAAUCAUGAAGAAGCUGAGGGAAGCCUACGAGAAUGAUAUUGCUGCUAUAAAUCAACAGGCCAACUUGAUCCCGGGCUUGAACCUGAACGCUCUGGGCAUCUUCUCCUCUGGUCUGCCGGUGCUUCCCCCUGCUGCUGGACCACGUAGCGCUGUGCCUGCUGUGGCGCCAGCAGGGUACAACACAUUCUUAAGUCACUCUUCACAUCUCAGUGGCCUGUAUGGGGUUCCUCCAGCAAGUGCCAUCCCCCACCAGCACUCACAACAGGCUCCAGAACAGGAGGUUGUCUACCUCUUUAUUCCAACUCAGGCAGUCGGGGCCCUGAUCGGCAAGAAGGGUCAGCACAUCAAACAACUUGCCCACUUUGCCGGAGCUUCCAUCAAGAUCGCUCCGGCUGAGAGUCCAGAUGUUACUGAGAGGAUGGUCAUCAUUACUGGAACACCAGAAGCUCAGUUUAAGGCCCAAGGUCGGAUAUUUGGAAAGCUGAAAGAGGAAAACUUCUUCUCUGCGAAGGAGGAGGUCAAACUGGAGACGCACAUAAAGGUUCCCUCAAGUGCAGCUGGCAGGGUCAUCGGUAAAGGUGGUAAGACGGUAAACGAGUUGCAGAACCUUACGAGCGCGGAGGUCAUCGUACCGCGGGACCAAACUCCUGAUGAGAACGACGAGGUCUUUGUGAAAAUCAGUGGGCAUUUCUUUGCCAGCCAGACUGCACAGAGGAAGAUCCGGGAGAUCAUUCAGCAGGUCAAACAGCAGGAACAGAAGCACCAGCAGGGCGCCGCUGUGUCACCGCACCACUCCAAGUGACCAGCCGGGUGGCUCCAGUGGGCACCAGCCAAUGAAUGUAGCCCUCCCAAAUGAACAGAGACCUAUCCAGACUAAGGCCAAGGCCAAGGGGGACAUGCAGGGCUGACCAGCAGCACCGGGAUCAAAACCAAAGAACUUCGCUAGGGGGGACACAAGUGAGAGCCAAAGGCUGAGGGCAUUGUGUGCACUGCCAGCCCUGUGAGAGCAGAUAGAUUGGGAGAAAUCGUACUGAAGCUUAAAAAAAAAAAAAUUAAUAAAGAAACAAAAAGACCAAAAAAAAAAA
Messenger RNA from Maylandia zebra (zebra mbuna), 2481 nucleotides. RefSeq names its product insulin-like growth factor 2 mRNA binding protein 2a (gene igf2bp2a). Gene Ontology annotation, molecular function: RNA binding. The record is from RefSeq and is a predicted model, not a curated record. NCBI's taxonomy places the organism in Eukaryota, Metazoa, Chordata, Actinopteri, Cichliformes, Cichlidae.